CAGUGUCAUGGUCGCCGGUAGAGGGGUCAGAGGAGUGUACACAAUUGAUUUAGUCUCUGACGUACACGUGUUUUCACACUUUAGCCAAGAUAAUUAGCAUGUUUGAUAUGUCUAUGCAACAUUAGUGCCAAUUUGAUACAUUGUCGUCCGGUUUUGGCUGUCAGCCUGCCAGCCACACUCCGGCAAACCUGCACGCGCUGUAUACAAAAAUGUCCCCUCCCCUCUUUCUGCAGUCCACACCGCUGGAAAAACAAACGCCGAUUUUCGCACCCCGUCUUGGUUUUCUGCACAAUCCCAUUCGCCGAAAUUAGAACCAGAGUGCUCAUUUCCAUAUUGCCUUUCCCAACAUACUCCGCCCGUCUCCUCCAUCCUCAUGGCGAGGCUGAUGCUGAUGCGAGUGUAUAGUUAGCAUCUUCUCAUUCACUCCCUCUGGCUCCACACGUCCACGUGCGGCUCUCGUCAAUCUUUUUAUACGCUUUCUUUAUCUCUUUAUUAAAUCUGUAAGUCUGUAAAACGCUAUUUUUAGCAUUCAUUCUUUUCUUCUCCGAAAAUUCCAUUAGAAGCAGGCAUUUUUCUAGUGUUUGGAAUUAUAUGAAUGAGCUAAUUCAGGUACCUUCUUGAAGACGGGACGGGCUUUGUUAAAUCAGCUUCGCCUCAAGUCUACAACCCUUUUGGAUUGUGCGUGUUUUUAUCAGUUGUUUGUAUUGUUUGAACUGUCAAAUCAAGAACGGCGCCGCUGCACAGCUCGCGCGCAUCACCGCUGCUCCAUGGAGACAUAAGCCGCGCGCGUCGCGCUCAUUCACUGUGAAUUAAACCCAACUACAGCAAGUCAACAGCCGAGUGUCCACCGGAAUCAACACACCUUCAUUGUACAAACUUGCUUGUCAAAUUUCUCACAGCCCAUACAGGAGCUACCCAACACAAUGAACCUCUGUUAACGUACGUCUGUCUGUCAGAGCAGAGGGUUAUUAAUCGUCAACUCUGCGACUGGUGGACAAGGUUACCUCCACACCGCCACCAUGUUUCAUCUGCGCCUUUCGAGAUCCUCGUUUUCCUCCAUCACACCAUGCCUUUCUUCAGUCCUCCUCCUGAUCUUCCUCUCAGGCCUCACUCAUCUUUCUCAGGCUAGCGGUGACGUAUCCCACAGCGGCCCGGGAAACUGUUCAGGAGAGGACAGCUGCUCUGAAGGAGUCGUCCUUCCCAUCUGGAACCCCCAAAACCCCUCGGUGGGCGACAAGGUGGCACGUGCCAUCGUCUACUUCGUGGCCCUCAUCUACAUGUUUCUGGGCAUGUCCAUCAUCGCAGAUCGCUUCAUGUCAUCCAUUGAAGUCAUUACUUCUCAAGAGAAGGAGAUUACAAUCAAGAAACCCAACGGCGAGACCACCACGGCCACUGUUCGCAUUUGGAACGAGACCGUAUCCAACUUGACCCUCAUGGCUUUGGGAUCAUCAGCUCCCGAAAUCCUAUUAUCCGUGAUUGAAGUCUGCGGACACAAGUUCGAAGCUGGUCACUUGGGCCCGAGUACAAUCGUAGGAAGUGCUGCCUUCAACAUGUUCAUCAUCAUCGCCCUCUGCGUUUACGUCGUCCCAGAUGGUGAAGUCCGCAAAAUCAAGCACCUGAGGGUCUUCUUUGUGACGGCAGCCUGGAGUAUCUUCGCCUACAUAUGGCUCUACUUGAUCCUGUCGGUCUUCUCUCCUGGUGUGGUGGAAGUUUGGGAGGCCGUUCUGACUUUCCUGUUCUUUCCGCUCUGCGUGGUUCAGGCUUGGAUCGCCGACCGCCGCUUGCUGUUUUACAAAUACGUCCACAAACGCUACCGCACUGACAAGAACCGAGGCAUAAUCAUCGAGACAGAAGGGGACGGGAUGUUCACCAAGAUGGACAUGGAGAUGGAUGGCCAAGGCGCCAAUUCCCACCAUAAGGAAGCACUAGAUGGGAUGCUGGCUGGUGUAGAGGAAGGAGGAGGCGGAGGAGAAGAAGAAGAGGCCAGAAGAGAAAUGGCUCGAACUCUGAAGGAGCUGAAGCAGAGACACCCGGAGAAAGACAUGGAGCAGCUGAUUGAGAUGGCCAAUUAUCAAGUGCUGGUGCAGCAGCAGAAGAGUCGAGCUUUCUAUCGCAUCCAAGCCACUCGGAUGAUGAUCGGCGCUGGGAACAUCCUAAAAAAGCAUGCAGCAGACCAGGCUAGGAAGGUGGUGAGCUGCCAUGAGGCAAACCCGCAGGAGGAGGACCCUCACACCAUCUACCUGGAGUUUGAGCCCUCACAUUACCAAUGCUUCGAGAACUGCGGCUCCUUGAAGCUCUCUGUGACCCGGCAUGGAGGAGAUAGUGGCUGCACCGUCAAGGUUGACUAUCGCACAGAGGAUGGCACCGCUAACGCCGGAUCCGACUAUGAGUUUGCUGAGGGCACUCUGGUCUUCAAACCAGGAGAGACGGUUAAGGAGCUCACGGUCGGCGUGAUUGAUGACGACAUAUUCGAGGAAGAUGAGCAUUUCUACGUUCACCUCAGCAACCCUCGAGUCGUCCACCGUGCCGAAGUCUCCAUCCUCGACCCCAAUGCGGUGUCGCCGGGGAACAGCAUCAUAGGCUCCAGCCACGUUCCUCCAAAAGCCGCCCUGGGAAAUGCUCACUCUGCCACAGUGACCAUUUAUGACGAUGACCACGCGGGGAUCUUCACCUUCGAGAGCAAUUCAACAAGAGUGAGCGAGAGCGUGGGGAUCAUGCAGGUGAAGGUCCACAGGACAUCUGGAGCGAGGGGCAAGGUGGCAGUCCCGUACCACACUACUGAGGGCACUGCCAAAGCUGGAGAAGAUUAUGACGAGGUGGCCGGCAAACUGGAGUUCCUCAAUGAUGAGACCAUGAAGAUCCUGGAGGUGAAGAUCAUUGACGAUGAGGAGUACGAGAAGAACAAAACCUUCACCAUCCACCUGGGGGAGCCGGUGUUGCUGGAGAUCGGGCAGAAACACGGAGACUCUAAUGAUAACAAACCAGCAGUGGGUGCUGAGGAAGAAGAGGUGGCCAAGAUGGGCUGUCCGAGUCUGGGAGAGCACACCAAACUGGAGGUGGUCAUAGAAGAGUCGUAUGAGUUUAAGAAUACCGUGGACAAGCUAAUAAAGAAGACUAACCUUGCGCUGGUGGUGGGCAGCAGUAGCUGGAGAGAGCAGUUUGUCAGCGCCGUCACUGUCAGUGCAGGAGAUGACGAUGAGGAAGAGAGCGGAGAAGAGCGCUUGCCCUCCUGCUUCGAUUACAUCAUGCACUUUCUGACGGUUUUCUGGAAGGUUCUGUUCGCUUUCGUACCCCCAACAGAAUACUGGAAUGGCUGGGCCUGCUUUAUUGUCUCCAUCACACUCAUCGGGGUCCUGACUGCUGUAACUGGAGAUCUGGCAUCUCAUUUUGGUUGUACAGUAGGCCUGAAGGACACAGUCACAGCCGUGGUGUUUGUGGCCUUGGGCACUUCUGUACCUGACACCUUUGCCAGCAAGGUGGCAGCCAUCCAGGACCAAUACGCCGAUGCGUCCAUUGGAAAUGUGACCGGUAGUAAUGCAGUUAAUGUCUUCCUGGGUAUCGGAGUGGCGUGGACCAUCGCUGCAGUGUACUGGCACAGUCAAGGCAAAAAAUUCCAAGUCCCACCAGGGUCAUUGGCGUUCUCCGUCACCCUCUUCACCAUCCUGGCACUGGUAUGUGUUGUGACACUACUGUACCGCCGCCGGCCCUCUGUGUCCGGGGGCGAGUUGGGGGGCCCGCGAACCCCCAAGCUGCUCACCGCAUUCCUCUUUAUCGUGCUGUGGCUCAUCUACAUCAUGCUGGCCUCGCUGGAGGCCUACUGCCACGUGCCUGGCUUCUGAGAAAGUUCCUAAGACAGACGCAUUCUUCGCUGUACAACCCCAUCAUUCCUCUCCAUUUUUGUGUCUAAAAUGAGUGUUUAAAGAUAAUUAUUGUUGUUAAAUCUGAACUCGCCUCCUUUCACUUACACUGCUGUGGGUAUCUAGAUAGGUGUCAGUGGAGGAUGAUGGAGGCUCCGUGUUUUCAUGCACAGCUUCUCUUUAUAAAUGGAUUUCUCUUACAUGGUGUGUUGCCACCACCUGGAUAUUCAGACGCAGCAACAUUUUCCAGAAUAGUCUCCAGAGAGCCCCCUCAGCGUUUUUCUUGCUUCAGUGCUGUCUUUUUUUUCCAGGAUGGUCCUUUAUGCCUCGCUUCAAUAUUCUUUCAGAAAUCCCUCUUAUAUCAUUCUCUGUUCCCUCCCAGUCGCUGUCAAUAGAUUCAUUCCCACUGCAGACAUUUGGGCAUGCUUCACACCUCUAUCUACCCUCAAGACAUAAACACUCUGUUUCAUCUGUCUGCUCUUGCCUGUUACUGCAGCUCACUGCAGACUUAUGUACCACCCUAGCCAUAUUCAUUUUUCUCAUCUGUAAUUUCUGCUCAAGUGAUCUGGUAAGGGCUGACUCUACUGUAAUUCGAUAUUUGUCAAUAACCCUAACUAAUUGGACUCAAACCACUGACCAUGCCCCGAUGAUACCUACACCAAAACUUUGAUCUCACUUGCAAUAAUGAUACCUCUUCGUCACUAUUGACCCAGCAGCUUCUUCAUCUCUGAGCCCAAAAUUUCAGAUAUGCCUUUUUGAUGUCUGAUCUGCUCAAUUAAUAUCUAAACCACACCCAUUUCAGUUUUGACUCCACCCAUUAUACUACCUCUACUACGUCUUCUUUAUACUUCACCCAUCUCCAAUAUUACCACCCUUAACCUAUUUAUGACCUCACCAUUUUUUUUACAGCUCAUUUGAUCCAAAUUAUUUACCUUAUUCUUCAAUGAAGAAGUGCAUUUGUUUUUGCGAUAGUACUGAUACAGUUGCAUAUGGGGGAAAUGACUAGGAAUAAUAUACGGCUGAACAAACAAGUGUGUUUAUGACUAUACAGGCAAAGCAGUAUAAUAUAAUAAGAAAAUAUCAGUUAGCAACAUCAAACAGC
Danio rerio (zebrafish) is the source of this 4959-nucleotide messenger RNA. The record is from RefSeq and is a predicted model, not a curated record. Lineage: Eukaryota; Metazoa; Chordata; Actinopteri; Cypriniformes; Danionidae.